AUGAGGGGACUCGUAAUAGGCGAGUUUCAGCUCUUGGUCGAUUUCUUCGACCCGUACUCGAGCCUGACUGCCUUUCGAACUCGAACGAGAACGCCUCUUUCUUUGUUUCUUUCGUUUGUUAGGUUAAUUUCUCUCUCUCUUUCUCUCUUCCCCUUUCUGUCAGUGGAACGAAGCAGAAGUCUCGUCCUCCGGAUACAAACACCUCGCGACGUGCAGUGCGCGGUGGCCGGUACGCGACUAAAGGCUGGGCAGCUUGCCUUGCGGGUCGGUCGAUCGUAUCUUCUCGACGUUGUCUGUUUUCUGUGUCGGUAUAUUGCUGGUGACAAAGCGAACAAUUUAAGGGUUGCUAACGCGUCUAGAAAGCACAGCACCUUCACGUGUACAGCAGCAUGUAUUACGAAAACAACAAUGAGUAGAAGGACGUGCGAAUCACGUGGACAACGAGAGAGAUUUGCUGGUUGUAUGGUGCACCGUAUACGUAAAUUUUUCAUAGAUUUAUCUUUGUGAAGCUUGAUAGAAGGGGAAAUUCGCGAAGCGACCGAGUGUCUCGAAAGAACAUGUAAAAUUAUAUUGGGAAAGGCUCGCGGUCUUUAACCCAUUUCUUCAGGGCCACCUUCUUGAUGAAAUCUGUAGGUGUACGUACGAUGUAAACAUCCAAAAUGGGAAAUUACAGUUAAUAAUAAUAAUAAUUUUAUUGAAUUUUUUUUCAUUAAAUUAUAUCUAAUCGAUGUGAC
This is a messenger RNA of Apis laboriosa (Himalayan honeybee), 734 nucleotides long. RefSeq lists its product as uncharacterized. NCBI's taxonomy places the organism in Eukaryota, Metazoa, Arthropoda, Insecta, Hymenoptera, Apidae. The record is from RefSeq and is a predicted model, not a curated record.